Molecule: messenger RNA, 1380 nt
Organism: Periconia digitata
Lineage: Eukaryota; Fungi; Ascomycota; Dothideomycetes; Pleosporales; Periconiaceae
Source: the annotation of a GenBank genome assembly
UCCCUUUCUGUCCCCUCCCCCCCUUAUGCCAAGAAAAAGAAUCCAUAUAUCUGUAUAUAUAACCCCACAAAACAAACAUAUACCGACUCUAGAAACAGCGAUUCCAUCCGCGGGGGGAGGUAUGAGAUAUAAACUACCUCUCUCCCUCAAAUCAAAGGAAUACAUGUAGGUAGUAAGUUCACACAUGAUUGCAUCAUUAUUUUUCGUUUUCCAGCGCCGUUCUAGAGUGUGUAGUGCGAGCCUCGUUUUUCUUCUAAUUUGUUUGGUGGUGGUAAGGGAAGAGGGAUCGACUGGGCGUGCCACACACACACACCCAUGUUAAUACGUUCCCCCUCCCCUCAAUUCUCCCGGGGGGCAGGUAAAAUCAAUAGUCUAAAACCAAGUGAUCCAUCCCAUCCCAUCCCAUCACAUCCAUUGUCAUGCGCGCGCAAAACGGCCACGAACAAGCAAGCUGCAGUAGAGCAAGAAAGAAUACUGGAGCCAGGAAAAAUUCAAUAGUCUGGGAAAAUGGUGUGAAGGGGGGGUCCCUGAGUCGAAGAGGGGGAAGGGGGGAGGUAUAAAGGGUAAUGAGAGUGUCUUUUUGUUUUCCCACCCCAACGACGUGAUUGUACUUGACCUUGACCGCCACGCAAGAAUCCAAUCCCUACAUCUAGAUCGUAUUCGUUUCCCACCGCCGGUGACAGCGAAAAAUCGUGUCACGACUCGGAAAAACAGAAAUACAAAUACAAACUCACCUGCACAAACCACCGCCAACCCCGCCCCAAACUGCGCAAAGAAACAAAAACGAAAAUGAAGCUCACCACCGCCCUCCUCAGCCUCCUCUCCGCAACAACAGCAACAGCAACAGCAACAGCAACAGCUCUCACCCCCCGCCAAGACCCCCAACCUCAACCUUCCCUCCAACCAUUCACCCUCAACACCUUUACCAUCCACGUCCCCUCGGCGCGCGCAGGAACCUACGCCUUCUCAACCCUCACCACAAACAUAACCGACCCAAACUCACACGUCCUAAACCCAUCACACACCCUUCCGCCCAGCACCGCUCAAAACUGCCGCGCCACCUUCCUCACGCUCUCGUCGCCCACCGAAGGGCCCUGGGGACGCACAUGGCCGUGCGACGACGACGGACGGAAAGAAGGGUAUUGGAGUAUGCGGGUUGAGCAGAUUGAAGGGGGGUAUCGGAUGGUGUGGAGGAGGACGGCGGCGAUAUGGGAUAAGGCUGCGCUCAAGGGGUAUACGCGGGUUUUUGAGGGGUCAAGGGAGCUGAGGGUUGGGGAGGAUAUUAAGGUUGGGUGUGCGAAUGGGGAUGGGACGUGUUCGUAUUGGCUGGGUGCGCCGGUUGAGGUCGAGGUUAAGGAGAUUGAGGGGGAGAGUGCUUGA